This is a messenger RNA of Trichoderma atroviride IMI 206040, 321 nucleotides long. RefSeq lists its product as uncharacterized. The record is from RefSeq and is a predicted model, not a curated record. Lineage: Eukaryota; Fungi; Ascomycota; Sordariomycetes; Hypocreales; Hypocreaceae.
AUGGUAGCAAUUGCCCUGCUCUCACGAUGGACCACUUCUAACGUCACAGUCAAUGGUCCUCGUGACCCCUCAAGAGCGUGCGACCUCCCCUCAGAAACCCGCAAAAAGCUCACGAGCAAUGCCAAGGAAGGAGACAAAGCCUGCCCAACCGAGACAACCAAACGGACGCUUUCUGCCAACAAGAAUCUCAAACUCGUAUUUGAGGACGCCAAACCCGCGGGAGAUUGGAGAGUUCCCACCUCAUCGAAGAGCUCAUACCUCCAACCCACCGCUGGACGAUCUCAUGAUAGUGUCGCCGAUUUGCUUAGUCCUCGACUUUGA